AUGGAUCGGACGCCACACAGCACGCGCGACUCCAAUCCUUCGGCCAAGAAUUCGGUUGACAGAUGCAGCGGAAUCCUUUUCUUGAGAGCUUCUGAGAAGUUUCCCUGGUUCACAGCUAAUCAGAUCCUUGGGCACAAGGAUAUGUCAUCCAAGAGACUACAUGGCGUGUUUACCCUUCUUAUGCUCAUGGUUUUCAAUGUUUCAGGGGCAUUUGUUGGUAUCACUAUUGGCAAUGACAUGUCGAACAUGCCACCAGCAACAGAUAUAGUGUCUAUCCUCAAAGCAAAGAAGAUCCAGCAUGUUCGCCUGCUUGAUUCAGACCAUCAGAUGUUGACUGCCCUUGCAAAUACUGGAAUAGAAGUGAUGGUUGGUGUUCCAAAUGAUCAGCUACUUCGUGUGGGCCAAUCUCGUUCCACAGCUGCUGAUUGGAUUAAUAAGAACGUCGCUGCUUACAUUCCGGCGACUAACAUCACAUAUAUUGCUGUGGGUAAUGAGGUCCUUACUACCAUUCCCAAUGCAGCACUUGUUCUCGUACCUGCACUGCAAUUCCUCCAGUCAGCACUUUUGGCUGCAAAUCUCAAUACUCAAGUGAAAAUUUCGAGUCCUCAUUCAAUGGAUGUGAUCUCGAAGGCGUUUCCUCCCUCUGCUGCCACUUUCAAUUCGACAUGGAGCUCAAUAAUGUCUCAGUAUCUUCAGUUUCUCAAGAAUACAGGAUCUUCGUUUAUGCUGAAUGCCCAACCAUACUAUGGCUAUGUAGGAGGGCAAGGCGUAUUCCCCUUGGAGUAUGCACUGUUCCGCUCACUUAAUCCGAACAGUCAAAUUUCAGAUCCUAACACCAAUCUCUUUUAUACCAAUAUGUUUGAUGCUAUAAUUGAUGCUACCUACAACUCAAUUCAAGCAAUGAAUUUCACGGGGAUUCCUGUUUUAGUCACAGCUUCUGGCUGGCCAUGGCGUGGUGGGCCAAGUGAGAAGGCUGCUACUGUUGAUAAUGCUUUGGCCUACAAUACAAACCUCAUACAUCAUGUACUGAACAAUUCUGGUACUCCGAGUCAACCAAAUAAUCAAUCAAGCACCUACAUCUUUGAGCUGUUCAACGAGGAUAAUCGGUCAGGGCCUGUAUCAGAGCAAAAUUGGGGGAUUAUGUUUCCCAAUGCAACCACUAUAUACUCUCUAUCAUUUGAGGACGUGGCCACAACUAUUCCUGAAUCACCAGCUUUGCGUGGGGUGUUUUGUGUGGCAAAUUCAAGUGCACCCCAUAGUGCACUGAAGCAUAGUUUGGAUUGGGCAUGUGGCCCUGGUUCUGCAAACUGCAGUGCAAUUCAACCUGGGCAACCAUGCUAUGCAUCAGAUGAUAUUGUAGCUGUUUCUUCUUAUGCUUUCAACGAUUAUUACCAUAGAACACAGUCUAGUGGUGGUACAUGCAACUUCAAUGGCACCGCAAUGAUAACAUCAACUGAUCCAAGCCAUGGUUCAUGCAUUUUCGCUGGAAGCACUGGCGCCAACGGCAGCAAAGGUGGAACGGCCUCCGGGCCUGUAGAUGCCAUGUAA
Messenger RNA from Miscanthus lutarioriparius, 1548 nucleotides. The record is from the annotation of a GenBank genome assembly. NCBI's taxonomy places the organism in Eukaryota, Viridiplantae, Streptophyta, Magnoliopsida, Poales, Poaceae.